This is a messenger RNA of Caenorhabditis angaria, 3464 nucleotides long. The record is from the annotation of a GenBank genome assembly. Lineage: Eukaryota; Metazoa; Nematoda; Chromadorea; Rhabditida; Rhabditidae.
AUGUCGCAGCUUCAUCUAGGUGUAAAUGACAAACCAGAUAUAAAGGAAAUGAUAUGUUUUGGGUUCCAGGUUUGUUGCAUUUUUCCAGAACUUGUUUUGUUCUCGAUUUGGUUGUUUCUUUAAAAAUUGUCACGUAUUUUUGGAGGGAGAUGAAAAAUCAAGGUUAUUUUGAACAUUGGGCCACGUGUGAUUAUUUUUAAAUUCUCCGAAUUUCAUUUUUGAAUUUACCCCCGGGCUUGGUUUUAGAAAUUUUCGGUGACCGAAUUAUUAGAAAAUUUUAAUAUUUUGUUUUUGAGACGCGGAAAUGAGCUCCGACGUUUGCUCAAAAAAUAAUUCGGACUUCAUUUUCACCCGUUUUCAAAACUUGUUAUGGAAGUCCAUUGUCAGAACAUUUUUAAAAUAAAAUUGUAUCUGGGUUUCAAAAGUGAACCUUUUCCAAAAUUUGAUAUUUAAUAUCAAAAUUUUUGACAUUUUUUCAUAUCAUUCACCAUUAUUAAUUUUAUUCAUGAUUUUAAUUGAAAAAAAAUUUCAAAAGUUUUCCUUAUUAUUUUCGGAAAAAAUGUUGAAUCAGUUUUUUUGAAUAUUUUCUUUUCAAAAAACAUUUCUGAAAAUUGAGGAAAAAAACAGAAAAACAUUUGAACUUGAUGAGAACUUCAGUUCUAAAAAAUCGGAAAAUUUCAUAUUUCCAGUUUCCAGUUUCCCGAUAAAAAGUUUAGUUAACCUGAAAAAUUCCAAAAAAACAACACACACAAAUAUUUGUUUGAAGCAAGCAAUGUUAUCAAUAUCUGGCCUCCUUGUUUAUCCCUUCAUAAUCUCAAAUAUAGUCUGUGCUGGUGCCGCCGCUGUCCAACUUCGUGUCCAAUUAAUCUCUGCCACUUUUGUCUCAUGUGGUCUCGCAACAAUUCUUCAAACCACAUUCGGUUUGAGACUAUCUGUAUUACAUGGUCCAGCAAUGGCAUUUCUUCCGCCACUUUUAGCGUAUCAGAAGAACAAUGAUUGUCCGUAUGGAGAAUAUGAUGAAGUUCCAGAAGAGAAUUGGAUUCAGAGGAUGAGAGAUGUUCGAUUUUUUCCGAUUAUUUUUAAAGAUUAUGUAUAUAAUUCUGAAUUUUAUAGAUCCAGGGAAGUCUAAUGGCUGCUUGUUUUGUGUUCAUCGCAGUUGGUGGAACUGGAAUCGCUGGAUAUUUAGCCGAACUCAUUGGUCCCAUCACAAUUGUUCCACUUAUGCUUCUCCUUUGUGAAAGUAUAGUUCCAACAAUUGAGGAAAAGCUAUCCUUGCAUUGGAUAUCUUUGUUGUAAGUAUGUUAAAAAUCAUAUAUCAUUUUGAAAUGAUCAAUCGAAUUUAGAAUGUUGGUUACUGUAGUUUUGAUGGCGGUGUAUUUGGAGAAUACAAAAGUUUCGAUGUUUUAUUAUUCGACGAAAAAGAUGGAGAUUGUUUCAACAAAAGUUCGACUAUUUGGACAAUUUCCGGUAAUUUUUUAGAUUUGAAAAAAGGCUUUGAGAAAAAAUCGGGUCACAAAUCCCCUAGAAAAAAACUUACAGUACCUCCUGAGCACAAUUUUCGCCUGGUUGAUAUGUUUCAUAAUGACAGUAACCAACCUGGAACCCGAAAAUGGUCAAGCAAGAACUGAUAAAAAUGUGACAAUGACUGUUUUGAGACAAUCUUCGUGGAUACAUAUUCCAUUACCAUGUAAGAAUGAUUUGAUUUCUGUUCAAAAUUUAAAAAAAAAGUUUCAGUCGCUUACGGAACGCCGAAAUUCGUUGGUGGCAUAUUUUUCGGUUUUGUUGCUUCGUGUCUCGCAUCGAUAAUUGAGAAUAUAGGAUCAUAUGAUUUAUUGGCACGAACAUCUCAUCAACAACCACCGCCCAAAGAUGCUAUCAAUCGAGCGAUUGCUUUUGAAGGUUAGUUGGAUAAAAAUAAAUAAAAAAUUUGGAAAAAGUUCCGGGAUUUUGAAAUGAAAAAUAGAUAAUAUUGUUAAAAGUUGAGGAAAGUAGGUCAGAAAGUUGUUAAGAUUCUCACAAGGGAACCUUUUUUACUCAAUUUUUUUUGUUGUUUUGGGUUAUUAUUUUGCAAUUUCAACAUUUUCCGCAAAAUUAUCAAAUAUCUUUGGUGAAACAAAAUCAAGAUUUUUCGAUUUUUCAUUUCUUGACAAAAUUUUAGUUCCUUGUUUUUCGAAUACUGUAAAUUAUGAAUAAUCGAUCACAUGCUAAUUUUUAUUUGCAAAAAGUCUCGACGAUUUCAUCACAAAAUAUUGAAAGUUUUUCAUGGGACCAAAUGACAAAAACAAAUUUUUUUUUCAUUUUUCAGAGCCCAGAACUCUUGGGUAACUAAAAUUUUUUGGGUGUUCUUAUGACCCCAAAUGCUGUCUAUGGACAAAAUUUCAUUAAGAUUUGAAUGGUGUUGAGUAAAAAAAAGUCUAGGUUUUUUGGAAAAUUAGAAUUCUCUAGGAUUUUGUUAUUCCAACCAUCAUAAAUUAGAAAAAAAUUUAAUUUGGAAACAAUAGCUUUGGAAAACCCUGAAGAUAGUCAUGUUCCUUUAAAUCUAGUAGAAAUACUGUAGGUUUUUUUCAAUUUUUGAAAAAAUUUCAGGAAUCUUGUUUGUAGAAAAUUAAGACAGUGAAAGAUUUUACGAAAGUCUCCAAAUCACCCCAAAACCUUUGCAACCUACUUCAAAACGAAAUCGUUUUUUUCCAGGAAUCGGAAGUCUAAUUGCUGCAAUGACAGGAGUUAGUUCUGGAGUCACAACAUAUGCCGAAAACAUUGCUCUAAUUCACAUAACUCGAGUCGCAAGUCGAUCAACAAUGCAAUUCGCUGGAGUUGUUCUCAUUUUUCUUGGAUUAUUCUCGAAGUUUGCCGCAUUUUUGGCAUCGAUUCCAGAUGCUUUGAUUGGCGGAUUAUUGACGAUGGGAAUAUCGAUGAUUGGUGGAGUUGCUUUGAGUAAUUUGCAGGUUUGGAAAUGUUUUAUCUAAAAAAAAAUCUAGUUUUGCGAAGUUCGGAAUUUUCACUCACCAAAUUCCGUAAUUUCUUGCAGAUGAUAAAUCUAAAACUCUGCCGAAAUUUAUCAAUAAUGGGUCUCGCAUUUCUUCUCGGCCAAAUAACUCCCCUUCAUUUCUCAAAAUCUCCAAUUCAAUCAAGUUGGCCCGAACUCAACAAUAUUCUAAAUAUGUUAUUGAAUAUCAAAAUGUUAGUGGGUGGUGUAAUCGCAACAUUGUUAGAUAAUACAGUACCCGGUGCAACGAGGGAAGAUCGAGGUUUUCGAAAAAUUUCAACUGCAACUGAAAAUGGCUUUAAAAAUGAUGCUUAUGAAUUUCCAGAAAAACUGAAAAGGUUGGUUUUUUCUUCUUUCUAUCAGAAGAUUUAAAAAAUAAAAAUCAACUUUCAGAAUAAUGCGAAAAUUUCCAAUUCUUCAAUAUAUUCCACUUCUUCCAUCUUCGGAAAUGAAAAAAUCGGAAAAUCAGCAAGUUUGA